Messenger RNA from Pseudomyrmex gracilis, 1697 nucleotides. RefSeq lists its product as uncharacterized. Bases 1330 to 1686 code for a protein of 118 amino acids. The record is from RefSeq and is a predicted model, not a curated record. The transcript has 4 exons. Lineage: Eukaryota; Metazoa; Arthropoda; Insecta; Hymenoptera; Formicidae.
AUAUAUAUAUAUAUAUGUAUAUAUUGAUAUACAAUUUCUUUCCUAAAGUUAAACUUAUUGCUCAAUACGGAUGAUACCAACUCGAGAUAUAUCCCGCGCGCGAAUUUGCUUAGUCAUCAAUUCACAGCUGCUCCAAAAUCUUGCAUCACCACUUCCUAUACACGAGCUAUCUUAUCUCGUCUAUCGAAAGUGCAAAUAACUUGUUUUUCGACUUGUUUUAUCAUGACGUUCUUUCAGAAUUUCCUUUCAUGUUGCCGCUCGUGUGCAUUGCGAGCUCGAUGCGCAGCUCUUAUCUCAUUAGGACAAUCCGCGAUACACAAUUUCCGCAAAAGUUCAACUUACGCGCUCUGUUUCUCCGGGAUUUAUCGGCUAGUGGAAGGGGACGCACUGCGGAAAAACAGACAGUCAUGAGCGAGCUCGAGACUAUUGAGUUACGUAACGUCACCAGCGUCCGCGAGAACGCAUGUGACUCCGAUUUUCGCGUACCAGCGCGAGUUACAUCAUUCCGUGGUACCAAUGUCGCGGUCGCGGCACCGGAAUUCGCGCAUCUAGGAAUCACGGAAAUUCCGUGUAGUCGCGCGCGGCUAUAAACCCCUUGCGACGCAAAACGCGAACGCUCUCGAAGCGACUAUAUUCGCGCGACCCCGAAAAUAUAUAGUCACGUGGCGCGCAGACGGCAACGACGUCAACAUGCGCCCCGAUCGAUCACCCGCGACUACGCAGCACUUUUCAAACCGAGAGGUGCGGCGACGACGACGACGACGACGACCACCGAUUGAGGCGUCGCGACGUAUGUGUAUGUGUAUGUAUAAAUAUGUGUGUGUGUGUGUAUGUAUGUAUGUAUGUGUGUGUUUACGACGUGUAUUUUUGUUCUGUACACAAUUUUCCUUAAACGAGGGAUUAUAUAACGAGUGACUAUACCAGUACUGACUAUAUCGCAAAAUCACGCGAUUCCUUAUAAUUGCAAUUACUCACCCUCCCAGAGACGAUCGGAGUCGGUGUACCUUCCACUUGGGCUGAGGAAGAGCUUUUAGAAAAAAACCCAAGAAAGCUCGAUCGAUCCGUGCUAGCGCGCGCACUGAUAACUUGUUUUUAUUCACUAUAAGCUUGGGUCGCGCAGUCGAUGAAUCAGGUGGACUUUCAGCUGUUCUCUUGCGCUGCGCUUCGUCGCGUGUGAUCGCUCCGAUUGUCGUUCAUGCAAUGCAGCCGGAGAAGCGACGGCGCCGGGAUUAAACACGUCACGGGACGGCGUUCAGUGCGCGCACCGCGUAUAUCCGUGCCGGUGAACGUCAUUCGCGGCGAAUCAGCAACUUGUUUCUAAUCACUUUAAUGGUAAAAAAUUAUGCAAAGGCUCAUGAUAUUGGAAACUACAUGUUGAAAAAUAAUCGCAACAAUGCUGACGUUAUUAAAGCUCUCAGAAUUUUGAAGCGCAGAGAAUUCGGAAUACAACAACGGAGUACGUUAAAUCCUAUUAAUAGCCAAAUAGAAUCCGACAGUGAAUGUGAAGAAAAUGACAGCACCGACUUUGUAGAUGAUAACAUAAAUAUUCAUCUCGAUCCAAUAAUAAGUACAUUGCGCAAUACGUCUACGUUAUGUAAUAGUAGAAAUAAUAAAACCAAUUUAGAUUAUAAACCAAAUAUGCAUAGAGUGAUACUACUAAAAACGGAUAUCAAACAGAAUAAAUAAAUAUUUAAUUU